GAAACAUGUGAGUGGCCCGAGGAGCUUGCGAUACAGAGACAACUUAGUGCUACUUUUUGUGCCGUAGGCUACUUACUACACCAACCACUGCGCAGAGACGGAAUCUAUCUAAUGGGAAAGGAGAUCUACUAGCUGUGUGUUAUUUUUACACUUUUAUUGAUGUCUUCUGUUAUUGGGCUUCAAGAAAGAUGAGUUGUUUCAUCAUAACCAGCACUUGCUUUAAUUUAUUCUGAAUGUAUAACUAUCUUUAAUGUUGUAACUAUUUAAUAUAGAUUUGUUCACAGGCCUAUGUGCAUCCAUAUCCUCUUAAAUUAUUUGUCUGUAACCUACCACUCGAGUGAACGUGUAAAAGCGGCUGAUAGGCUACGAUAGCGUAAACUUAGCCUAUAUAGGCUGUAUUGUAGAUGCGCUAGAUUCUCGUAGUUGGGAAAUUGUUGACCAGUCAGGUUUGGUGUGAGCUGCGUCUAGCCUAUUUGGAAAUGAAGCAUUUGAAAAUCGUACUUGUGUUGGCUAUUGCUGCCAAUGUGUGGGAAUGCGGAGACUCGAGAUUCGGAGGAGAAAAUGGAGAAGUUAGUCCGAGAAGGAGGAGAUGUUACGACGGAAGCUUGCCGAGGCGCAUGAAGAAGAGAGACAGAAAACUGUCACUGGACAGCGGCAACGAGGUUUGCCACAGACUUUACCCCCGUGUGUCCUGUUGCCCCAACCGGAGAGCCGCUUUUCAAAUACUUCACCGGCGCGAUGCCAGGACCUUCUCCACCAACAACACGGAAUGUUCCCGUCUGCUGGAGGAGCUGAGAUGUGCCCGCUGUUCACCCAAUGCCCAGAUGCUGUUCCAUGCCCCCCAUGGAGCUGCAGCUAUGCCUACUCGCGAACCAGACUUGCCCCUGCUGUGCCACGACUACUGCAGAGAGUUCUACUACACCUGCAGGGGACAUGUUCCAGAGCUUUUCCAAGCUGAUGUUGACGAGUUCUGCCAGUUCUACAGCCGAAAAGACGAGGGCCUUUGCUUCCCAGAUUUCCAGCGUGUCCGAAGGACAGACUCCAACUAUCUUGGAGAUGAGAAUAUUGAGGACAUGAACAGGAAGCACAAACACAACUGCUACUGCGUGCAAGAAGUGAUAAGCGAGUUACGACAGCCCGUUGGAGUGGUGCAUUGCGGUGACGGCUCCCAUCGCCUCUUCAUUUUGGAGAAAGAGGGCUUCGUGCGGAUUCUUACUCACAGCAUGGAGCUGGUCAAGGAACCUUUCCUUGACAUUCACAAGCUGGUCCAGAGCGGCAUGAAGGCUGGAGAUGAAAGGGGCCUGCUAAGCCUCGCAUUCCACCCCAAUUACAGGAAGAAUGGAAAGCUCUACGUGUCCUACACCACCAACCAGGAGCGCUGGGCCAUCGGACCGCACGACCACAUACUCCGUGUGGUUGAGUACACUGUUUCCAGGAAAAACCCAAAUCAGGUGGACACAAGAACCGUACGAGUAUUAAUGGAGGUUGCUGAGCUGCACAGGAAACACCUGGGGGGGCAGCUGCUCUUCAACCCUGACGGCCUGCUCCACAUCUUCCUGGGGGAUGGCAUGAUCACCUUGGAUGACAUGGAGGAGAUGGAUGGCCUCAGUGAUUUCACUGGAGCCGUUCUGAGAGUGGACGUCGACACUGACUCCUGCGCCUCUCCUUACUCCAUCCCUAAAAGCAAUCCCUACUUUAACAGUACCAACCAACCUCCUGAGAUCUUUGCCCAUGGGCUUCAUGAUCCUGGCAGGUGUGCAGUGGACCGGCAUUAUUCUGACACAAAUGGCAGUCUUCUCAUUCUUUGCACAGACUCAUCGGGCAGAAACACAAGCACAGGGAGAAUCCUGCAAAUUGUCAAAGGGAAGGACUAUGAAAAUGAACCAUCCAUUUUCGACUUGAAGUCCAUGGGCAUGUCAACACCUGUUGGAGGUUUCGUCUACAAAGGCUGCCAGUCAAGGCGGCUUCAUGGCAGCUAUGUAUUUGGCGACAGAAAUGGGAAUCUGCAGAUCUUGCAGAGGAGUGGAGGAGAGCAGCCCUGGCAGGAGAGGAGCCUCUGUCUGGGAAGCGGCACCUCCUGUGGAGCCUCGCUGCAGGGAAAUGUCCUGAGCUUUGGGGAGGAUGAGCUGGGUGAAGUGUACAUUUUGACUUCAAGCAAAAGCGUGGCACAGUCUCACAGUGGAAAACUUUACAAGCUUCUGGACCCCAAGAGACCUCCGAUGCCUAAAGAAUGUCGUCGGCCAGUAGAAGCUCCAGAGAUGCUGAGCAGUUCUUGCUCUCGACAGUGCAAGAAUGGACAUUGCACCCCCACCGGAAUCUGCUGCUGCACCCCGGGCUGGGAGGGCCCCUUCUGUAGAGUGGCUAAAUGUGAGCCAUCAUGCCGUAACGGAGGGGUAUGUGUGGAGCCAAACAAAUGCUUGUGUAAAAGUGGCUUUUCAGGCGCCCAGUGUGAGCGGGGCGAAAGGGGCUUAGAGCAAGCAGAUGGAGACAAGAGCAAGGAUGGCAUCCUGGACCACCUCAUUGACAUGACCUACUAUUUGCUGGACCUCACCAGCUAUAUUGUAUAAAGUUGCCAAACAAAUGGAGAUCUUCUUCCCCCAGCCAACCCCAGCCCCAUGCCCGUUGCCCACCGUCAAUGGCGAAAAUGUUCCUUUUCUGGAAGGCCUCAUCAUACCUGAACAAUCCAGCAGAGUAGCGUGCCGAUAUAUUCACCUCAAGGCGAACCAGAUCUUUCAUUCUUCUGGGCUGUAAAGGCUUGUCAGCUUAGACAGAAUUCCACAUGCUGGAAACUAUUUUGCCAAUAGCAGAGGCAGGUACAUGCUUGAAGGCUCCUAGAAUAAUGUUGUCCUGAAUUCUCUCAAACCUUCCUGUGUCCAAGCCAACCAAAUCUGCAGUUGCUCCCCAGACCUUCCUCUUACCUUCCAGACCUCAGUCCAAGGCUGAGAAUUUCUGAUCUAAACUGUUAAGAAGGCAUCCAGGCUCCAAAAAGGCCACACUGCCACAAACCGCCAGGAGUAAGAGUUGGCACGAAGAGAUGUAAAGACAAAGUGACCUGCAAACAGACUGGACAAUGUGGGCUAGCAGUAGCAAAGCCCCUCACCUCCCACCCUCGCAGCAGUCCACAAAGCUGAACUGCACCUUGAAGAAACCUGAACGCCACCUCAAAAAGGGGUGUGUCCGUUUUUGCCUUCUUAAAGACUAAACAUUGAAACAUUGAAAAUGAAUGCACAUUUGUCAAUUUGACACAAACUCAAAAGCUUACAAUUGACAAGUAUGCUAACUUGAAAAGAAUAAGCAUACAAGAUGAGGAAUAUUUGUGACAAUCUUCUCAGUGACACACAGCUCCAACCUGUAUUGUAUCUUUGUAACCUUGAGAUUCCAAAAAAAAAAAACGAUUAAGGUCAGAGCUUUUUUGCAUUGCUCUGCUGGAGAACAGUGCCAAAUCCAUUCAGAAUGUGUUCCUUGGCUAUGUAACUGGUUCAGAGGCAACCAGAAGGCGGCUGAUGACAGUUUAUUAAACCUCACUGGCAUUUCCUCGUCACAACAUGUAUAGUUAGGCUAGUCAUAUUCUUUAUACAUGUAUGUAGCUAUAGACAACACAAGCUAUAUAAAAAGAGGUCAGAAUGAAAACAUUUUGACUUUUAUUUUGCGACCUGUAGAAAGAUUGCAUCUUGAAAUACUUUAUUGUACAUCAAUAUGCUAGUUUACUUUUAGGUACGUAAAAGUCUAAAGGUCUUAAAGUAGCAGUACCUACAGUUGUUGAUGUCAAGUAGAUUCCAGGUUGGGGAAUUGAACUUGGUCAGUGUUCUGUUUUUGAAAUAAGUGCCACUGUAUGAUUUUUUUUUACUUAUUCAUCAUGUCCAUGAAGCUGCUUUCUUUUUCUAAUACAAUUACUAUAUUACUUAGUUGAUAUGUCAGUUUGAAAAAGAAACUUGUUAUUUGAAAGGCAGUUUUCUCCUGAAGAGUUUUAACCAAUUCUUCAUCUAAGAGUCUGUUUUUCAAACGUGAGAGUCGAGAUAAUGCCUAUAUAACUAUGUCUAAAUAAAGACAUAUUGGAGGCAAAAGCAGAAUGAUGGGGCCAUCAUGGAAACUCUUAGGAACAAUUAGAGCUGUAUUGAAAAACACUAUGGAAUAUUCACUAUUCAGUUAUGAAAGGGACAGAACACGCUGUUGUAUAUUUCUUAAAGUACAUUACUGAAAGAUGUACUCCUUUAGCCUUACAAAAUAAUAUAGCAUUACUGUUGUUUGAUAGAGGAGCAUUUAUUUUUUUAUGCGUAAUAUAUGGGAGAGGACAAUGUUUUAUCAAGUGAUUCUACAGAAAGAUUUUUUUUUGCAUUCACACCUCAUACUAUUCUUUCUGAUUGUUUUAACAGGAGCACUGUUAAUAUAUGUAUGUGUGUCGGCCAGCAACAUGCAAUGCUCAGUUGAUUUCCUUUUUUGGUGUCAUUGUCAACCGUUUUGUCAUUAAUCAUAGAACAAUUAAUUGUUCAUAUUACAACUGAGAGUCAAACAGAUGCAUAUUCUUUCUUAACAUUUUAGGAAUACGAAUAAAAACAGAAUGUGAUUAAACAUUCAGUUGUAUUGUUAUGCAGGUGUUGUUAGGGUUUACAAAGUUGAUGUUGUGAGACUGUUUGGACAACAUUAUGUUGUCUCUACUGCAGACAACAUGCCAAAACCUCUUAGCCUCCAUCGGCAGCCUAGGUUGGUAUUUGACACCUUUCCUCAGCAACCUCAGAAUAGGUUGGAGAUGGCAGGCAGGAGAUGAAUAAUAGCUACAGUUGUGCUUUUCGUAUUAGACACAUUCCUAUAAACCUUUAGGACCUAAUAUUAAGCUAGGCUCAUGGUGUGUCCUUUGUGGCAAUCAUGGUGCUAAGUGCCCAUGUGGGUAAGACCAGAAAACAGAUUGCAUGCUGCAGACGCUGGAUUUAAAGCCUUUCCAGCAAGCCAAACCCAGUCCCGUAUUAAUGAUUAUUAUUUCUUUACCAUGGGUAGACUAUGUGGUAACUGAUGCAUGCUGCCAGUAAUCAGGUUGUUUUGUUGUUUUUCGAAGCAGCAUCAUCAUGGGUGUAUUCCUCUCAGCACUGCUUGCCUACUUGAGCAAUUCCAUCAACAGCAGAUGUUAUCAUUGUCAGUUGCUUUGGUUCCUUUUUAUGUCAUUGUUUAUUUUGUUUUCUUUCUGUUUGUUUUUUUCUUAAAUGUAUUUUGAAAUUGGCCUUGCUGUGGUCAUUUAUGUUAAAGUAUCCAUGCUGUAAGUUUAUCCUUUAAUUUAAGCACUUAAUGUGAAACUUGCAUUGCAGCUGCUGAGAAGGCAACAUGUGAAUAGAGAAAUACGUUUUUCUUCAUUAUUUAAGUAGUUAUGCCAUGAAGUUAUUUAAGUUCUCUACAUUGUUUUUACCAUUAUCUGUGAAUGUUUUGAUCAUGUAAAUAAGUCUAGGGCUAUCUUGGUAUUCUUUUUCAGAAAUAUCAAUAUGUCUAUUAAAGUUUAUAGCAUGUUUGAAAAUUGAAUAUUGAAUCCUGUUCCUCGUUUUUAAGGUAGGCCUAUUUAGGUUUAUUUAAGUUCUGUUAUGAUUUGCUGAAUUUAUAUUGAUAUGAUAUAGAUGCUCAUAGAUAAAUAACACAUAUAGGUAUUGAAAACAAAUAUGAAUUCAAAAUAAUUUCAUUAAGUAGUUAUAUUUUGAGAGAUAUUUACAUGUUUGGAGUCUUUCUGUAGUCCUCGAAGACCUUUGUUUUUAUAAUGGCCUAUUCAGGAGGUUCAGGAGAAUAUGACCAUGUUUUGCUCCUCCUGGAGAAGAAAGUGCUCCAUUGGGAAGUUCUCACUUUUUGUAAAUGACAUACGUAUGUUUCCAUUGGGGUUUUUUGUGCGUUUGUUUGUUUAUUCGUUAAUUUUCCACCUGACCAGUCAAACAAAAUCCAAAUUCAUUUGAAGGGAAGCUUAAGAAGCCACUAACUUAGCCCAGUCCUACAGUGUGCACUGAAACACAGUGCUCUGUCUACAAAGUAAACUUUGCAUCAAGACACAAUGAUCCACAGUCAGAGAGAGAAUACUGAAGGUGUUCUAGAGGACUGAUGACAAAUAGUUGAUGACUGUACCCGCUGACCACAAUAUAUGACUUAAUAAA
This is a messenger RNA of Engraulis encrasicolus (European anchovy), 6119 nucleotides long. It is a transcript of the gene hhip, whose product is annotated as hedgehog interacting protein. The record is from RefSeq and is a predicted model, not a curated record. The transcript has 13 exons. NCBI's taxonomy places the organism in Eukaryota, Metazoa, Chordata, Actinopteri, Clupeiformes, Engraulidae. Bases 480 to 2567 code for a protein of 695 amino acids.